UUUGAUUAUUUUUGUGAUAUAAAAUACAAUUACUUGUGUUGCUAAGGCGUAGCACUAGCAAAAAAUAUAGUUAUUGAAUCAUAUGUAGGUUCAGAUUGGAAGAAAAUGUUUCGGUACAAGAUAUCAUUGUUUUUAUUUGUAUUCGCUGGAGUAAAUUUAUUCCAAUCUGUAUUGAGCGAUGGUUUACCUAAAUAUGAUGAAUCUAUGAUACCUCAAUGGGCAGUAGAGGAUGAAUCAGAGAGAAAAUUCGGAUUUGGUGCACAAUUUGAUUUUUUUGAUUUAUUGAAGAGAGAAAUAGCAACAUUCAAAGAAACUAACAAUCUUCCAGAACCUUUUCACAUAGAUAAGAAAGUAGAGACAUUAAGAAGUGCCCAUUUAGCAGUUGACAAAUUGCUACAAAAUCAGUUCCAUUUUAAGUUAGACGAUGUAAUAGAUGAAGCUAUCGAUAUUUCAAUGAAAAUCGGAAAAUCUUUGAUAAACAAUAGUGGCGUUGACGUUACAAAUCUCGAGAAAGAUUUUAAGAAAUUGAUAGAAUGGUUCCUCAGAGUACGUGAUUUUUUAAUGAAGAAUAAAAAAUUUGGAAACCUCGGUGUUUUCAAAGGUUUAGAUUCGGUCGCUAGGAUUCUAUUUGAUGUAUCAAAAUGGAUUAAGAAUAAUAUUGAACAACGUGAGAGGAGACUUCCACAUUCCAGAAACCACUAAGUGUAGUUUUGUACCGAAAUUGUAAUAGUUGAUAAUUUAUUUUAAUAUUUGAUAAUAGUGUUCUCACUCAUAUUCAUACUCUUCUAUGGAUUUUAACUACAACCUCCUACAAUUUUUGAAUUUAUCACGAUAAUAUAUUUAAAAAAAUUGAAUUUCUUCCCAAAUUUGUCGCUUCUCCCCCAGGACCCUAGUAUAUAAGCACUGCAGGGUAUCAAUUGAAUUAAGGAGUCUUGAGUACAUAAUUUUGAUAAUAAUAAGUUUUUAUUACAUUACAAACAAAAAAAUUUCGGUCAAUUUGUGAUACCUUUUUGAAAAUAAUUGGAGAGUCGUUAAGUUGAAUAAUUAACCUACUAACCGGUUCAAAAUUUUUCAAUAUUGGUAUAAAUUCAUGAUGCACAAAUAUGCUCUGCGCACUCUUUCAACGAUACACGUUAAAUUUAAACGCAGUAGAAUCGAUGGAGGUCUUCUGUCCUGAGACUCAAACUACGAUUUAUCAAACACAUAUUUUCUACAUACUAUCUUCUUCUAUCAAAAUAAUAACAUAGAUACAUUGUAUUCUUUACAAGAUCAAAUACAAGACAAGUUCCUUCAAAUUAAUAGUAGUGAUAAUGAAAAGAGAUAAUGAUAUAAUUGAAUACGUAACGUGAAUAAUUGACCCCACUCAAAAUUGAAUUUGGUGUGAGCUUUGUUUACUAUGUGAUUUUUAACGAAUUUGUAAGUUUAGUUUAAGUUAUUUGGCUUUUUGGUGUUAAAGGAAAGCUACAAAUUUUUGUGAAGCUACCUUAGUUAAUUCGACCACGUGAUCAUGCCAAGACAUAUUGCUACAUACCCUCAACACCAAGCGAAUUUACGAUGAUGGUGAUAUUUCAUGUCUACAGAGGACCAAACCCUACAACCUACACCCUAGGAUUUUGCUACAUUGAACUAAAUCAGAUUGUUUCCACUACAGUUCAGGUAGUUUAUUGGUAAUCCUGAUUUAAACGACGACACUAGUAUUCUAUUAUCAACGAAGCAAAAUAUCGGGUUUUCAAUUUGGUCAAGUAGAUCGUUGAUGUACAGAAGAAAGAGAGUAGGUGAUAUGAUACAUCUCUGAGGAGCACCAGCGUUAAGAUCAAAUCUGAGGUAUGUCCAUCGAUAGCGACCUGUAUUGAUCGGUCUUUUAGACAUCUACUAAGCCAGUCGAUAAAUGACUACGGCAAAUCAUACGAUCUUAAUUUAUUUAGAAGAGUGUGCAGUGAAAUUGCUCGAGACUGUUUAGCCUCAGUCCAUACGUUGAUGGAAUAGACCAAGAGAUCCCCAGUUGAUCUAAUAAUAGACAAUAUUUACAAAGUUCAUAAGUUUCUAAGAUAUUCAUUGUGAAAAGAUUAUUAGUACUUGGUGAUUUAUAUUUUUUCAUGUGGUAACUAUUCCAACAAUCAAUUAUUUUAGCUCAAAAGGGAAUAGAAUCAAUAAAAGUUGAGUGUAAGGAAAAGUUCUUUUGGAAA
This is a messenger RNA of Diorhabda carinulata, 2186 nucleotides long. RefSeq lists its product as uncharacterized. The record is from RefSeq and is a predicted model, not a curated record. Bases 106 to 702 code for a protein of 198 amino acids. Lineage: Eukaryota; Metazoa; Arthropoda; Insecta; Coleoptera; Chrysomelidae. The transcript is spliced from 3 exons.